Messenger RNA from Neurospora tetraspora, 1612 nucleotides. RefSeq names its product chaperonin 10-like protein. Gene Ontology annotation, molecular function: oxidoreductase activity, acting on NAD(P)H. The record is from RefSeq and is a predicted model, not a curated record. The transcript is spliced from 2 exons. Bases 232 to 1500 code for a protein of 422 amino acids. NCBI's taxonomy places the organism in Eukaryota, Fungi, Ascomycota, Sordariomycetes, Sordariales, Sordariaceae.
CCCUUAUAGGAGGGAAGGUUAAGUAUUACGUGAAGAAACAAUUCAGAAACUCAAGUUAUCAACUCCUGUCAAACCUUUUGUUCUCAACCAUCCUCUUCCUUGAAUUGUCAACCACUCACAAAGGACCGACAUAACAACCACCAUUGUUCAUUGCUCCAACAACAACAAAGAACAAAGCAUACACCUCCCUCAAGCCUGAACCCAAACUCAAACCCAACCCCAGCAAAAGCCAUGGCAACCACCACCCCCCUCCCACCGGGCAUCCCCCCCACCCACCCAGCCGUAGUCAUCACCGCCCCUCGCGCCCCCCUCGCCAUCCUCCAUCGCCCAACCGAACCCCCCGGGCCCGGCGAAGCCCUCGUCCACGUAGAAUGGACCUCCUCGACGCCUCUCGACCUGCACCAAGCCGACGGCGGUCUUCUCAUCGACCCUCCGCACGUCGCCGGCUCCAGCUUCGGGGGCACCGUCGUCGCCCUUGGCCCCGCCGACGCCAGCACCGCCGCCGCUUACCGCAAGCUGAGUGUCGGCGACCAGGUGUUCGGCAUGGCCUGGGAGCAGCCGCGCGAGCGCGGGUUCCAGACGUUCAUCACGGCGCCGACGUACCUGAUGAGUAAAUUGCCCGAGAACAUCACGAUGCAAGAGGCUGUGACGGUGUCGACGAAUUUGGUGACGGUGUUGCAUACACUGACAAAGGACUUGGAGUUGGAGAUGCGGUGGCCUCUUUCUUCUUCUGAUACAAACGCAAACGAGGAGGAUAAAGGGGAUAAGGAUAAGGAAAAGAAGCAGUGGAUCCUAGUCUGGGGCGCGGCGAGUAGUGUCGGCCAAUACGCCUUGCAGGUGUUGAAGUAUGGGGGGUACCGCAAUGUGAUUGCUGUCGCGAGCAAGAGACAUCACCAGGAGCUGUUGGCGCUCGGUGCCGCGGUGUGUUUUGAUUAUGGCCAGGAGGGCGUGACGGAUUUGAUUCGGAACCAUGUGGCUGCUGCUGCUGCGUCGUCGUCAGAUGAUGAUGCGACAAUCCCGUUGGUGCUCGAUUGUAUCGGGGAUUUGGAGGGUACGCUGAGGCCGCUGACUAGGCUGGCGGAGAAGGGAACGAAGGUGGCUAUCAUGUUGCCUGUUAUCAUCAAGCAUGCUACCGAGGAUGAGCCGCCGGAGUAUGAGAUCGAUGUUACCAAGGUUUUGAAGGGGGAAUGGAAGGAUGGCGUUGUUUUGAGGGGGGUGAGAACGCAUUUUUAUACGCAUGACGAAUUCAUGAAAUAUCAUUGCCAACCGGACAUCGUCCCGGCUUUGUUGGAACAGGGAGUGGUCAAGCCGAACAAGCAGAGGAUUGUUGAGGGUGCCACAUUGCUUGAGCGUGCUACGAAUGCCCUCAGGAUCCUUAGAAAUAGAGCGCAAUCAGGGGAAAAGCUUGUGUGGAGGGUCGAUGAGAAGUCGGCUCAGGAGCUGUUCCCGGAUCUCUUCGUCUCGAAGGCUGAUCCCACAAAAGUCGAGACUAUCAUUUGAAUCGCCGAGUAUGCCCUACUUUCUGGCAUAGGACGACUCGACGACUACCGAGCUUAAUAUCAGCACUACGCCUUGUGAAGACUGAUUGAAUAUAAAAAAAUUCUGUUUGUCA